Messenger RNA from Opisthocomus hoazin, 1645 nucleotides. Lineage: Eukaryota; Metazoa; Chordata; Aves; Opisthocomiformes; Opisthocomidae. The record is from RefSeq and is a predicted model, not a curated record.
UGACGUGUCCCUUGCAAUAUCCCUAUCGUUAUAUAUGCUGUGUGCCUUAUGAAAUGCUGGGAUCUGGAAAAUCCAACCACCGACGCACCGUCGUCUCCACCUUUGAAUGACAACUCAAUCCUGCCGCUCGGAACUGCCCGCUGUGCGCGCUUGGCCGUAUGCCGUUUCGGGGGGCGGUGUGUACAGAGAAGCCAACAGAGCAGUAAGCGCAGCAGGAGCGUGGAAGAUGACAAGGAAGGCCACCUGGUGUGCAGGAUCGGCGAUUGGCUUCAAGAGCGAUGUACAGCCACCUUUCGUAAAACUUUACCUCUCUACUUUCUAUCCCCGUGUUAGACAAGAUCUCUCGUAUUGUACUGGAGGGGUCUCUAGUGUUUUAUUGCUUAUAAAUGGACUGACCAGUAAAUUGCCUGAGGCAGACAAUAGACACUUGAGUUUUAAAGAGCGUAGCAGUGAGAGACAUUUUUUUUGCUUUGACAUUUUAUUGCUGUGAAAUUGCAGGACCUCAGCUCUCGCCAAGCCUCCGCGGUUCACGUCCACUCCUGUUUUCUCUCCUAGACGAAAUCGUCGGCAGCCUUGGCGAAGGCACUUUUGGCAAAGUGGUGGAGUGUGUGGACCAUGCCAGAGGCAAAUCUCAGGUGGCGCUGAAAAUCAUAAAAAAUGUUGGAAAAUACCGAGAAGCAGCCAGGCUGGAAAUUAACGUCCUGAAAAAAAUCAAAGAGAAGGACAAGGAGAACAAAUUCUUGUGUGUCCUGAUGUCAGACUGGUUCAACUUUCACGGCCACAUGUGCAUCGCCUUUGAGCUUCUGGGCAAGAACACUUUUGAGUUCCUGAAGGAGAACAACUUCCAGCCGUACCCUCUCCCUCAGAUCCGGCACAUGGCCUACCAGCUCUGCCAUGCCUUGAGAUUUUUACAUGACAACCAGCUGACUCACACUGACCUCAAGCCAGAGAACAUCUUGUUUGUCAACUCGGAUUUUGAUACUCUGUACAAUGAGAAAAAGAGCUGCGAGGAGAAAUCCAUUCGGAACACAAGCAUCCGCGUGGCAGACUUUGGAAGCGCCACCUUUGAUCACGAGCACCACACCACCAUCGUGGCCACCCGCCACUACCGUCCACCAGAAGUGAUUCUGGAGCUCGGCUGGGCACAGCCAUGCGAUGUCUGGAGUACCGGCUGCAAAAAAAAGGUAUGACUCUUGCGAGAGGCUCUUUCUGAAUUAAUGCACCAUCGCUCUGUUCCUUUGCAGACCCACGAGAAUCGUGAGCAUCUUGUCAUGAUGGAAAAGAUCCUCGGGCCAAUUCCAUCUCACAUGAUCCACAAAACUCGGAAGCAAAAAUAUUUCCACAACGGGAACCUGGUGUGGGAUGAGAACACGUCCGAUGGGAGAUACGUCCAAGAGAACUGCAAGCCCCUGCGGACGUACAUGCUGCACGACUCGCUGGAGCACGCACAGCUCUUUGACUUGAUGAGGAGGAUGUUAGAAUUCGACCCUUCCCACCGGAUCACAUUCUCGGAAGCCCUCCUGCAUCCGUUCUUUGCUGGCCUCUCCGCAGAGGAAAGGAUGCUGUGCGGUCGAGGCGCCAGCCGGGAUCUGAGCAGAUGACGCCGGGGAGGGUGCGGUGCCUGCGGGACCUGUACAGACGCAAU